GCGAGUCAGCUCGUCCACACGACGCCGUCGUCCUCCCCGGCUGUCGGCACCGCCGCCUCCCAUGCCGUCGCCAUGUUGACGCUGUCGGUGUCCAGGUCGCCGGCGUCGGUGCCGCGGGGUGACUCGACGCCGCCAUGCCACCGCCAGCGGGGUGCGGGCGCCGCCGCCGCGGACCUGACCUGACUCCCUCCACCGGAUGAUCCGCCACCCCCGGGGCGGAGGCGGAGAGGGAGACUGAGGUCGUGUCUGGGAGGCAGCCCAGGCCCGGGACUGGGGCUUGGCGAGGCGGCGGCCGCGGUGCGGGCUAACACUUGCUGACACUCCGGCCCGGAGCCCCGGCAGCCCCGGCAGCCCCGGCAACAGCAUGGCCCGAGCUUCCAUCUCCGAAGACAGGCAGAGGCUGCCGGACGACGUCGCCACCAAGACGCCACUGGUGUGCUUCCGGCGGCUCCAAGAUGGCGUGCCGGCGCGGGUCGUGCUGUACAUGCUGUCCUUCACCGGCUUCCUGGUGUCCUUCAUGAUGCGCACGGACAUCAACAUCGCCAUGGUCGCCAUGGUGAGGACGCCGCCGCAGGACCUCGACGUCGUGGACGCCAACGGCACCGUCGGCCCGUCCGCCAGCGGCGCGUCCGAGCCGCGGUACUGCUAUGCCAAGCGGGACACGACGGACGCCGCCACGCCCUCGCCGGGCGAGGAGGGCGAGUUCGACUGGGACGCGCGCACGCAGUCCGCCAUCCUGGGGUCGUUCUACUGGUGCUACGUGCUGUCCCAGGUGAUGGGCGGGCUGCUGACGCAGCGCUUCGGCACCAAGGUGGUGUUCGGCCUGUCGCAGCUCGCCACGGCCUCCUGCUCCCUGCUCAUCCCCGUGGCCGCCGAGGUGCACUUCUCGCUGCUCAUCGCGCUGCGCUCCGUGCAGGGCGUGGCCUCGGGCUUGACGUGGCCGGCCAUGUACGCGGCGGUGGGGCCGUGGAUCCCGGCCUCGGAGAGGAGCAGGUUCAUGUCGUCGUUUCAAGGCUUCAGCUUCGGCAUCGGGCUGACGUACCCGCUGUGCGGCUUCAUCAUCGCGCACUUCGGCUGGCGCGUCGUGUUCUACGUGACGGGCAGCCUCGGCAUGCUGUGGUGCGUCUUCUGGUGGCUGCUGGCCUUUGACUCGCCGGGGCAGCACCCGCGCAUCACGCCCAGCGAGCUGCGCUACAUCCAGAGCAACGUGGCCGACACCAUCAUCGAGGGCAAGGGUAUGCGCGUGCCCUGGAGGAAGAUUAUGACGUCACCGCCGGCCUGGGCCAUCGGCAUCACCACCUUCGGCCGCAUCUGGAUCCACUACGUGUUCAUCAUCCCCGGCCCCAUGUACAUGAAGACUGUGUUAGGCUUUAGCAUUCAGGCGAACGGCCUGCUGAGCGGCGUCCCGUUCUUACUAAGCUACCUCUCGUCGGUGGUGUUCUGCUACAUCGCCGACAGACUCGUCACGAGGAACGUCCUCAGCCUCACCAACACGCGCAAGCUCAUGACCGCCAUAUCCCAAGUAGUGCCUGGCUUCCUGGUGCUCGCCAUCGGCUACCUGGGCUGCCACAUCGGGCUGGUGCUCGUCAUCUGGUUCCUGGCCGUCACCCUCGUCACCGCCUCCUACGCCGGGGCCAUGGCCAGCGUCGUCGACAUCGCCCCCAACUUCGCAGGCCCCGUCCUGGCAUUUGCCCAAACUAUACACAUGACUGCAAGCUUCCUGUCUCCCUUAGUAGCGGGUUUCAUCACCCAAGAAAGCCAAUCAUUGGAGCAGUGGAGGAAGGUUUUCGGCGUGUCGGCUGCAGUGGCCAUUGUCACCUACACCGUGUUCCAAGUGUUCGGGACUGCUGACAUCCAGGAGUGGAACUACCCUGACAGUAUUGCCCCUAGCGAAACGGAGUCCCCGAGCGAGCCCCUCAAGAGACGAUCGUCCAACAGUCGGGAGGGAAGUGACAACUUCGCUGAUGCCUGAUUUGGAUCUUUUUGGCGUUUCAUUUAUUUCAAGUUUAAACCUAUUAUGUAUUUAGCAUUUUCAUAACUUCUUGAUAUGUAAUUUGCAUUUAUUUUUAUUACUAUAUUGUAGUUUUUAAUCAUUCCUAGAGAGAAUAGUAAAACAAUAUACAUGAUGUGUGAGGGCUGAAAGAGCGGUAUGAUGACAGUAGGUGGUGUGCAGUCUGACCCAGUUUACAAUGGUAAUCUUAUCUGCCAUAGUGGCAGUUUUGUGAGCAAUUUUCUUCCCGUCAAGCUUUUUUUUCAUAAACAGCGUGUGUACUAAAAAUGUUCAGGGCAACGACACGACGCCACUUACUGACAUGUUCCGCCAACUGACAUUUUGAAGAAACUAUAAAUGGAGUUAAUACAGGGUCCUGGCAUUGAGGCGGCCUUUGUAGCGUCUUUUCCUAUUGUGAAAAUAAUGUUCAUGUAGUUUAAGAGACUGAUUGGUAGACCUCUUGAUAUAUUUCUAAAUCUAGUACAUUUCUAUGGUGUCGACCAAAACCUCGUGACCCUCGUUAUUUUAUAGCCCAGUAGUUAACGUCAGAUUAAAAGUGUGCUGGCUCGCACAAGAAAUAAACAUAUUGCAGCAGUUAGUUUCCGAGUCGUGUUAAAAUUGCCAAUUUGAGUAAGAGUGUGUGUCGCGCCUAGUGUAGGCAACCCAUUCAACAUCAGAGCAAACAUGAGCAGAUUAUAUCGGAAGGGAAAGUGAUUGAAAACAACUUGUAAUUA
This is a messenger RNA of Thrips palmi, 2724 nucleotides long. Its product is annotated as sialin-like. The transcript has 12 exons. Lineage: Eukaryota; Metazoa; Arthropoda; Insecta; Thysanoptera; Thripidae. The record is from RefSeq and is a predicted model, not a curated record. Gene Ontology annotation, molecular function: transmembrane transporter activity. Bases 365 to 1972 code for a protein of 535 amino acids. Gene Ontology annotation, biological process: monoatomic anion transport; transmembrane transport. Gene Ontology annotation, cellular component: plasma membrane.